This is a messenger RNA of Pseudogymnoascus verrucosus, 1062 nucleotides long. RefSeq lists its product as uncharacterized. The record is from RefSeq and is a predicted model, not a curated record. Gene Ontology annotation, biological process: regulation of transcription by RNA polymerase II. Gene Ontology annotation, cellular component: nucleus. NCBI's taxonomy places the organism in Eukaryota, Fungi, Ascomycota, Leotiomycetes, Thelebolales, Thelebolaceae. The transcript has 3 exons. The coding region runs from base 1 to 1062 and encodes 353 amino acids.
AUGUCGUUCGGCUGCGGCGUCGGGGAUAUCAUUUCAAUCAUUUCAAUCAUCUCUUCUGUCGACACUUUCAUCAAAGCGUGCCGCGAGACGUCUGCGACAAUAAAGACACUGCACCAAGAACUUCAAAAUUUAGGGACGUGGUUAGGUGAAUUGCAACAGGAAGAAUCAAAUUUUGGGGAGUUAGCAACUGAACUCUUAUCGAAGAGACAGAGAAUCGAGGCGGAAGUCGAAUUGAAACUUCAUCGACUCUUGCGUCGGAUUUUCGCCAUCAUUGCCUUUGGGUUAUCUCAGAGCUUGGGUAGCCUUGCGAUAACACGCAGGCCUCCGCCGCGUCACCGGCGGAGAUCCUGCGCGAGCGUGAACAAUCCUCGGCCACAGCCAACACUCGUAUCGGAGAACCUUUCACGAUUCGCCUUUUUUAUUCGUCAACCCUCGGGACCUCUACCCGACGUUAUUAGCCAACUGACUCCAGGUGCUUCGGCAAGGCUGGUAGAGACAAAGCACUACAGUGACGAAGAGUCGAAUUAUGCAACCAUCUAUGAGCAACCCAUCGUCCCCACUCUGUAUCCUGAUCCUCAAUAUCCCCUCAGCAAACCCUUUAUGGACGAGACGACCAUCUCGUCGUGGCCAUCUCCAGAAAAUCCCGAAUUUGGCUACUCCUCCACAAAUGGAGAUGCACAGAAGACAUCCUCAACUCCAUCCGCCUCAUCAACUCCUCACACAUCUUCCUCCGCAUUCGGAUCAACUGCUUCUGGUAACAUCGAUUGGAUUUCCUGCGAGUUUGCAGGCUGCCAAAGAACAUUUACACAACGCCACAUCUACAACAAACACAAAAAGUCCCACGAACAUCCAGAACAUUGUUCUAUGUGCGGGCGCGGCUUUGAAACCAACAAAGAUGUUCGACGCCACAUCAAAGAUAAACACCAGUCGACGAAGGAUUUUCACUGCCUUGUCACUGGAUGCAAGUAUGCACAAGGAGGAAAGAGAGAUGGUUUCGCACGGAAGGAAAACUGGAAGAGGCACUUGCGAAAUCAGCAUGGGAUGGGUGACGAAUCUCCUUGA